Molecule: messenger RNA, 852 nt
Organism: Glycine soja
Lineage: Eukaryota; Viridiplantae; Streptophyta; Magnoliopsida; Fabales; Fabaceae
Exons: 3
Coding region: 1-852 (283 amino acids)
Molecular function (GO): nucleic acid binding; RNA-DNA hybrid ribonuclease activity
Source: RefSeq, a predicted model, not a curated record
AUGGCUGGCAGAGUUACUAUGGCACAGUCAUGUUUGCUCAGCUUCCCUCCUUAUGUUCUUCAGGCUACUCUUAUUUCGAUUGCUACUUGUAAUGAGAUAGAAAAGAUUUGUAGAGACUUUAUUUUGUGCAGUGAUGCUAAUAACAGGAAAAUCCACCUUAUGUCUUGGGAGAUGACUUGUAAACCCAAAGAUCAAGGGGGGCUUGGAUUUAGGAGUUUGAGGAUGCUUAAUCAAGCUUACUUCUUGAAGUUGGAUGCUUGGAUCCCUGGAGUACCUGCAAUUGACUCCCUGAUUCCUGAGGAUAUUCAUAGUCAUGUCUCAAACCUCCCUGUUUCUGCAUAUGGUGUUGAUGGUCACUGGAGAUGGGAAGGUCUUAAUGUGUUAGUGCCACCAUAUAUUUGUGCUAUGAUUGCUUCUAUUAACCCGCCUUCCGGAACUGAUGAUGAUACGCCUCUGUGGAAAGACUCUCUGGAUGGCUAUUGUAAUGUGAUAUUGGCUGAGCUUUGGAGCUUGAAGUAUGGUAUUAAGUUGGCCAUAGAUCUUAAUACCCAGUUUUCUUUGUUCGAAAUGGAUGCACGUGAGGCUGUUCAUAUGAUUGAUGUGAUCAAGAGUGUUCCUAGUUCUUUGAGACCUUUAGCUGCGGAUAUCAGGAGGGUGCUUUGGGCUAAUGGUUGGCAAAGUUCUAUUGUUCACAUUAAUAGGGAAGCUAACUCUGCUGCUAAUUGGGCUGCCAAAUUUGGACAUCAAAGGAAUUGGUCAUCUUUCUUGGUGGAUGAGAUACCCUUUGUUUUAAAAGCUCUUGUUGCUAAUGAUGUUAGGAGAGCUGCUGCUAGCCCUCUAAGGCUGCCUUAG